This is a messenger RNA of Hermetia illucens (black soldier fly), 6088 nucleotides long. It is a transcript of the gene Mi-2, whose product is annotated as chromodomain-helicase-DNA-binding protein Mi-2 homolog. NCBI's taxonomy places the organism in Eukaryota, Metazoa, Arthropoda, Insecta, Diptera, Stratiomyidae. Gene Ontology annotation, molecular function: histone binding; ATP hydrolysis activity; DNA binding. Gene Ontology annotation, biological process: negative regulation of transcription by RNA polymerase II; chromatin remodeling. The coding region runs from base 151 to 5868 and encodes 1905 amino acids. The record is from RefSeq and is a predicted model, not a curated record. Gene Ontology annotation, cellular component: chromatin; nucleus. The transcript has 7 exons.
UUCCUUCACGGUGUACUCAAGGUGCCGCAUCGGUACAUUUGUUAUUCUGUGUUUUUGGCAGUGAAUAUCAUAACAAAACCUUUUAAUUUAUCGCAGAAACAGUGGAAGAGUGUAUCGUGUUGCUUUCUACCGUAAAUUAACGCACUGGGAAUGGCUUCUGAUGAGGAAAACGAUGACACCUAUGCGGACGAUGAUGGUGCCCAGGAGGAACAGGCUCAAAAUGCUGGCGAUUUGUCUGGCGACUCCGAUGAAACACCACUAAAGGCGCAAUACGACGAAGACGAUGACUACGAUCCAGAGGAUUCGCGCAAGAAGAAAAAGGGCAAGAAACGAAAGACCAAAAACGAGAAGGAGAAAGCUCGUAAAAAGAAAAAGCGAAAGAAGAAUGAAAGCGAGGACGAAAGUGAUUUCCUGCACGACGAAGAGGCAGCGCAUUCAGAUUAUGCAACGACUCGUAAAGGCCGAAAGAAGAAAGAGGUCGAGAAGAAGGAAUCAAAUGAUUCGAAUAUGCCCACAGUUGACGAGGUAUGCAGCACUUUCGAUCUGAACGACGUAGCCAUCGAAUUCACCGACAGCGACUAUGAGAAUAUAACAUCAUAUAAAUUGUUCCAACAACAUGUGAGACCAAUUUUACAGAAGGAGAACCCCAAGGUUCCAAUGUCCAAAUUGAUGAUGCUUGUAGCAGCUAAGUGGCGGGAAUUUUUCGAGAUCAGCCCCAACUUGCAAAACGAGCAAAGCAAAGAUGAAGAUGUUGAGUACCAACCAGAAUACCAGCCGAAGAGCUCCAGGACUCGCACUUCCGCACGCGAAAAGGUUGAAGAAAUCUACGACGACGAUGAAGAGGAAGAAGAAGAGGAGGAAACUCGUUCCAAGAGACGACGUGGGCGAACAGCGAGCAAGAAAACACGAAAAUCAGCUGGAAAAGUUCCCCCGUUGAAAAUCAAAUUCGGCAAGCGCAAGCACGGCAGUUCGGAUGAGGAUCAAGACGCAACAGGUGGUUCCGAACGAGACUCAGACGCUGAGUUUGAGAAAAUGCUGCAGAAAUCUGAGGAAAGUAAGGAAAAUGAAAAAGGAGAUGAUACCGUCGAAGACACACAACCGAUCGUUAAGAAAAAGGCCAAGACAAAAAUCGGAAUGAAAUUCAAGAGGAAGAAGAAGGUCAAGACAACAAGUCGCUUCCCAGAAGGGGAGGACGGCGAGCAUGAACAUCAAGAUUAUUGUGAAGUAUGUCAACAAGGUGGAGAGAUCAUUCUGUGCGAUACUUGUCCACGGGCGUACCAUCUAGUUUGCUUGGAACCUGAAUUGGAAGAGGCCCCAGAAGGCAAAUGGUCUUGUCCUCAUUGCGAGGCUGAUGGCCCGGCAGACCAAGAGGAUGAUGAACAUCAAGAAUUCUGCAGAGUGUGCAAAGAUGGCGGAGAGCUCCUUUGUUGCGACUCCUGUCCAUCUGCAUAUCAUACAUUCUGCUUGAAUCCGCCGCUUGAUACUAUACCCGACGGUGAUUGGAAAUGUCCACGAUGCAGUUGUCCUGAACUCCCGGGCAAAGUUGACAAGAUUCUCACCUGGCGAUGGGCAGACGUAAAAACCAACGAACCUUCAACUUCGAAGAAACCAGCCCCACGAACUCGUGAAUAUUUUGUCAAAUGGCACGGACAAUCGUACUGGCGUUGCGAUUGGGUCAGCGAACUUCAACUGGAGGUCUAUCAUCCGCUGAUGAUACGUGUAUUCACGCGCAAAUAUGACAUGGAAGAGCCACCGAAGUUCGAGGAGACCCUGGACGAGACGGACAAUCGAUACAAGCGUAUCCAACGGCACAAACAAGGUCAUGCGAGCACAGAAAAGACAGCGGAAGAGGAGUUGGAGGAGAAAUAUUAUCGGAAUGGCAUUAAGCCGGAGUGGUUGAUUGUUCAUCGCGUGAUUAAUCACCGCACUGCGAAGGAUGGUACCACUUUCUAUCUUGUUAAGUGGAGGGAACUCUCGUACGAUAAAGCCACUUGGGAGGAAGAGAAUGAUGAUAUUCCAGGGUUGAAGCAGGCGAUUGAAUACUAUUUGGAACUCCGCGCCAAUUGUCUCUCGGAUGGCACUGUCAAGAAGAAGAAAAAGGGCAGAAGACCGAAAAAGGAUCUCGAAGGCGAAGGACGACAUUACACUCCGCCACCAGAUAAGCCCACUACAGAUCUCAAGAAGAAAUAUGAAGACCAACCCUCGUAUAUAUCCGACACUGGCAUGCAGUUGCAUCCCUACCAAUUGGAAGGUAUCAACUGGUUGAGAUAUUCGUGGGGCAAUGGCACUGAUACAAUCUUGGCUGAUGAAAUGGGUCUGGGUAAAACAAUUCAGACCGUUACGUUCCUGUACUCGCUCUACAAGGAGGGGCAUUGCAAGGGACCAUUCCUCGUGGCUGUUCCGCUUUCUACGAUUAUCAAUUGGGAAAGAGAAUUCGAGGUUUGGGCCCCAGAUUUCUAUUGCAUAACAUACGUUGGUGAUAAGGAUUGUCGUGCAGUUAUCCGCGAGAAUGAGUUGUCUUUUGAAGAAGGUGCAGUGCGUUAUGGUGGAAAAGCAUCGAGGAUUCGAGCUAGUUCCAUUAAAUUCAACGUUCUCUUGACAAGUUACGAGUUGAUAUCGAUCGAUAACGCAUGUUUGGGGUCCAUUGAUUGGGCCGUGCUAGUUGUGGACGAAGCGCAUCGUCUGAAGAGCAAUCAAAGCAAAUUCUUCAGGAUUCUUUCCGGCUACAAUAUCAGCUAUAAGUUGUUGCUCACAGGAACGCCGUUGCAGAAUAACUUGGAAGAAUUGUUCCACUUGCUUAACUUCUUGAGCAAGGAUAAGUUCAACGAUUUGACCGCCUUCCAGAGUGAAUUCGCGGACGUAUCAAAGGAAGAACAAGUGAAGAGGUUGCAUGAGAUGUUAGGCCCUCAUAUGUUGCGUCGAUUGAAGGCUGAUGUGUUGAAGAAUAUGCCGUCGAAAUCGGAGUUCAUCGUUCGAGUUGAACUUUCCCCGCUGCAGAAGAAAUAUUACAAAUAUAUUUUGACCAGGAAUUACGCGGCUUUGAAUCCCAAGGGCGGUGGCAAUUGUUGUUCACUCUUGAACGUGAUGAUGGAUCUGAAGAAAUGUUGCAACCAUCCGUACUUGUUCCCUGCGGCAGCAGAAGAGGCUCAACUAGCUCCCGGCGGAGGGUACGAAAUCACGUCUCUGACUAAAGCUGCUGGCAAGUUAGUUCUUCUAUCGAAAAUGAUGAAGCAGUUGAAGGAGCAAGGCCAUCGCGUUUUGAUUUUCUCCCAAAUGACAAAGAUGUUGGACAUUUUGGAAGAUUUUCUGGAAGGGGAAGGCUAUAAGUAUGAACGUAUUGACGGUGGCAUCACAGGAAAUCUCCGUCAAGAAGCUAUUGAUCGAUUCAAUGCGCCUGGAGCUCAACAGUUCGCUUUCUUGCUCAGUACUCGUGCUGGUGGUUUGGGUAUUAACUUGGCCACCGCCGAUACUGUCAUCAUUUACGACUCUGAUUGGAAUCCCCACAACGAUAUUCAGGCGUUUUCACGAGCUCAUCGUAUCGGUCAAGCGAACAAGGUGAUGAUUUACCGCUUCGUGACGAGAAAUUCCGUUGAGGAAAGAGUCACACAAGUUGCGAAGCGAAAGAUGAUGUUGACUCACUUGGUUGUCCGUCCUGGAAUGGGAGGCAAAGGGACCAGUUUCACCAAGCAAGAACUUGAUGAUAUCUUGCGUUUCGGUACCGAGGAAUUGUUCAAAGAAGACGAAGGAAAAGAAGAAGAGGCUAUCCAUUACGAUGACAAAGCGGUUGCUGAACUCUUGGACAGAACCAACAAAGGUAUCGAGGAAAAGGAAAGCUGGACGAACGAAUACUUGUCAUCGUUCAAAGUCGCUUCUUAUGCCACUAAGGAAGAGAAUGAAGAUGAUGACACAGAAAUCAUCAAACAGGAAGCAGAGAACUCAGAUCCGGCAUAUUGGGUGAAACUACUUCGGCAUCACUACGAGCAACAUCAAGAAGAUGUCGGAAGGACCUUGGGCAAAGGCAAGCGUGUCCGAAAGCAGGUUAACUACAACGAUGGAGGUGUGGUGGCACCAGAGCCCCGAGAUGAUUCGAAUUGGCAGGACAACCUGUCCGAUAACAAUUCUGGUUACUCUGGAGGAUCAGACGAGGGAGAGGAUGAUGACUUCGAUGAACGCACUGAGAAUGGUGAUAUGAACAGGCGCAAGCGACGUUUCGAGAGACGUGAAGAUCGUGAUAGACCUCUGCCACCUCUUCUGGCCCGUGUCGGCGGCAACAUCGAAGUGCUUGGCUUCAAUGCUCGGCAGAGGAAGAGUUUCUUGAAUGCAAUCAUGCGCUACGGAAUGCCACCACAAGAUGCGUUUAAUUCACAAUGGUUGGUGCGUGAUUUGCGUGGAAAAUCUGAGCGAAAUUUCAAGGCCUAUGUUUCGUUGUUUAUGAGGCACCUAUGCGAGCCCGGCGCUGAUAAUUCUGAAACUUUUGCUGAUGGUGUUCCGCGCGAAGGUUUGAGCCGUCAACACGUUUUGACUCGCAUCGGGGUCAUGUCCCUUAUACGCAAGAAGGUCCAGGAGUUUGAACACAUAAACGGAUAUUACAGUAUGCCGGAGUUAAUCCGAAAACCAUGUGAACCCAUUAAACCGCAAACUAUCAAUCUUGAUGAGGAUAAAAGUGCUACAACAAGCACCAGCGCAACCCCUGCAACAAGCGCAGCUGCAAGUCCGGUUCCACCCUCUGAGAAAGAUGACGAAAAAUCGACCGAUGCAGACAAACCUUCUGUUAAAGAGGAAAAGCCUGAUGUCAAGCCAGUAGUCGAUGAAAAUGCCACUAAACCAGCGGAUAGCCAAGAAAAGUCCGAACCAGAAAGUUCUACGGCGGAGGUUAAAAUUGAGGACAAGAAACCGGACGUGGCCGCUACCGAGGAAGUUAAGUCAGAGGACGUGGAAAUGAAGCCAGUACCAGAAGUUAAGCCUAAGGAGGAGGAGGCAGUCAAGCCGGAAGAAGACGAUGACGUCGUUAUUGUCAAAGAUGACGAUGAAAUUGAAAAGCCAAGGGAACGAGGCAAAGCCGAGGAGACUCUCGAAGUGCACAAGCGAAAUUUCAUGUUCAAUAUUGCCGACGGAGGCUUCACAGAGUUACACACUUUGUGGUUAAACGAGGAAAAGGCAGCUGUGCCCGGACGUGAGUACGAAAUCUGGCAUCGCCGUCACGAUUACUGGCUCCUUGCUGGCAUCGUAACACAUGGCUACGGUCGCUGGCAAGACAUCCAGAACGACAUCCGGUUCGCAAUCAUAAAUGAACCAUUCAAAAUGGAUGUGGGCAAGGGAAAUUUCCUUGAAAUCAAAAACAAAUUUUUAGCUAGACGAUUUAAGUUAUUAGAACAAGCACUCGUGAUCGAAGAGCAACUGCGACGCGCAGCCUAUUUGAAUCUCACACAGGAUCCAAAUCAUCCAGCAAUGUCGUUGAACGCUCGCUUCGCGGAAGUCGAAUGUUUGGCGGAAUCGCAUCAGCACCUGAGCAAGGAGUCGCUGGCGGGUAACAAGCCAGCCAAUGCUGUUCUGCACAAGGUCUUGAAUCAGCUGGAGGAGCUUUUGUCGGAUAUGAAGAGCGACGUAUCCAGGCUUCCGGCAACGCUAGCUCGCAUUCCACCCGUUGCACAACGACUACAAAUGUCGGAACGUUCAAUUCUGUCGCGACUUGCAGCGACAGCUGGUAACCUACCAAACUCAGCUCAAUUGAUGAACCAGUUCCCCGCUGGGUUCCAAGGGACCGCGUUGCCGUCAUUCGCCGGGACACCAGCCGGCAACUUUGGCAACUUCAGACCCCAGUUCUCAGUACCCGGCCAACCAUCGACAAGUUUCGCUAGCACUAAUUAGAUUCUAUUGGUAAUCGUAAUGCGAGCAUUUUAAGUUCACAUAGUUCGUAAUGAGUAUUGAGUUUUUUAUGAAUAAUGGAUAGGUCUAGGUCUACGCUGUACGUUCUCCUUUCAUGAAACAUAAAAUAUAUACACACAUUUUAUUUCUAAUGGCGCUCUUGUUUACUGUACUUUUACUUGUAUUGUGAAAUGCAUUCCAAAUAAAUUAUGAUUCAUAAUAA